AGUUCUUAAUCCGCACCUAAACUGACGGCUCCAGUUCAAGACGAGAAAUUUUGGCAAGAAAAUUGCCUGAAAAUCAGUGAAAAUUAAGCAGAAAAUUUGCAAGAAAUAUUUAAAAUCAAGAGAAGCAUAAGCUAAGUUUUUGGGGCGUGGGCCCAGCGAAACCUCUGCUCAAAACAGUCAGCAAUGUCCCUGGAGUAAAAGGAAAAUAAAGGAAGUAACGGAAGACGUGAAAGAACCAUGACAUCCUCUGGAAAAUCCUGGCUGCUGGGCAGCAUCCUUGUGCUCCUGGCCAUCGCCUUAGUCAGUGCAUCCGAAGAUGAAGAGCGCUUGGUGCGUGACCUCUUUCGAGGCUACAAUAAACUCAUACGACCCGUACAGAAUAUGACACAAAAAGUUGGAGUAAGAUUUGGUUUGGCGUUCGUACAGCUAAUCAAUGUCAAUGAGAAAAAUCAAAUUAUGAAAUCAAACGUUUGGUUACGUUUGGUUUGGUACGACUACCAGCUGCAGUGGGAUGAGGCCGACUACGGCGGCAUCGGGGUGUUGCGUCUGCCCCCCGACAAGGUUUGGAAGCCGGACAUAGUGCUCUUCAAUAAUGCCGAUGGCAACUACGAAGUGCGUUACAAGUCCAACGUCCUGAUCUAUCCCACGGGAGAGGUCCUCUGGGUGCCGCCGGCCAUCUACCAGAGUUCCUGCACCAUCGAUGUGACCUACUUCCCCUUCGACCAGCAGACCUGCAUCAUGAAGUUUGGCUCCUGGACCUUCAACGGCGACCAAGUGUCACUGGCUCUUUACAACAACAAGAACUUUGUGGAUCUCUCCGAUUACUGGAAAUCCGGCACAUGGGACAUCAUUGAGGUGCCCGCCUACCUUAAUGUCUACGAAGGCGAAGGCAACCAUCCCACGGAGACGGACAUCACCUUCUACAUCAUCAUCCGGCGCAAGACCCUCUUCUACACGGUCAACUUGAUCUUGCCCACGGUGCUCAUCUCAUUCCUCUGCGUGCUGGUCUUCUACCUGCCAGCCGAGGCCGGCGAGAAGGUAACGCUUGGCAUUAGCAUUCUGCUGUCACUGGUUGUGUUCCUGUUGCUUGUGUCGAAAAUUCUACCACCGACGUCGCUGGUGCUGCCACUGAUCGCCAAGUAUCUGCUGUUCACCUUCAUCAUGAACACGGUGUCCAUCCUGGUGACCGUGAUCAUCAUCAAUUGGAAUUUCCGGGGUCCACGCACUCACCGCAUGCCCAUGUACAUUCGCUCCAUCUUCCUGCACUACCUGCCCGCCUUCCUGUUCAUGAAGCGGCCGCGCAAGACUCGUCUGCGCUGGAUGAUGGAGAUGCCCGGGAUGAGCAUGCCCGCCCAUCCCCAUCCCUCGUACGGCUCGCCGGCGGAGCUGCCCAAGCAUAUCAGUGCCAUCGGUGGCAAGCAGUCCAAGAUGGAGGUCAUGGAGCUGUCCGACCUGCAUCAUCCCAACUGCAAGAUCAACCGCAAGGUCAACAGCGGUGCAGAGCUGGGCCUGGGCGAUGGCUGUCGCCGGGAGAGUGAGUCCUCCGACUCCAUUCUGCUUUCUCCAGAGGCUAGCAAGGCCACCGAGGCGGUGGAGUUCAUUGCCGAGCACUUACGCAACGAGGAUCUGUACAUACAGACCCGCGAGGACUGGAAGUACGUGGCCAUGGUGAUCGAUCGCUUGCAGCUGUACAUCUUCUUCAUAGUGACCACUGCUGGCACAGUGGGUAUUCUGAUGGACGCCCCGCACAUCUUCGAGUACGUGGACCAGGAUCGCAUCAUCGAGAUCUACAGGGGAAAGUAAGGAGGAGCGAGGAGUUGUCGGAGCAGCCCGGGGCUGAUAGAAAUGGUUAACAGCAUUGCAAACGCAACAAUAAUAAGCAGACACGAGGUAUUGGGAACGGAAGAGAACAAUGAAAAAUUGCAACAAUUAAUGCGGAUUUUUAGAUUUUAAUAAUUAAUAAUGAACACUAAACGAUACUUGCUUGCGCAGCAUUAACACCUAAACUAACUAAUAUCAACUCUUUUUGGUAAACACACACGAAUCGGAACACUAAACACUGAACAGUCGUCAAGUAACACGAAGGCAAAUAACUCACCAGCAACAAUGUUAAACAAAGUAAAUCAAAAGAAACAAAAGAAAAACAAACAAAACCUAGUGGA
Molecule: messenger RNA, 2162 nt
Organism: Drosophila serrata
Lineage: Eukaryota; Metazoa; Arthropoda; Insecta; Diptera; Drosophilidae
Gene: nAChRbeta1
Product: nicotinic acetylcholine receptor beta1
Biological process (GO): monoatomic ion transmembrane transport
Cellular component (GO): postsynaptic membrane
Molecular function (GO): acetylcholine-gated monoatomic cation-selective channel activity; transmembrane signaling receptor activity
Source: RefSeq, a predicted model, not a curated record